Molecule: messenger RNA, 858 nt
Organism: Enhydra lutris kenyoni (northern sea otter)
Lineage: Eukaryota; Metazoa; Chordata; Mammalia; Carnivora; Mustelidae
Gene: DUSP29
Product: dual specificity phosphatase and pro isomerase domain containing 1
Exons: 4
Coding region: 1-858 (285 amino acids)
Biological process (GO): protein dephosphorylation; negative regulation of MAPK cascade
Cellular component (GO): cytoplasm
Molecular function (GO): protein tyrosine/serine/threonine phosphatase activity; MAP kinase phosphatase activity
Source: RefSeq, a predicted model, not a curated record
AUGCCACGGGUCUCUUCCCAGACUGGGCAGCGCUCAAGGUCAGCGUCAGCAGAUCUAACCCUAAAAAUAGGUUCGUGGAUGCCAGUGGAGGUGGUCAGGAGUGCGGCUGCCACGCGCCCCACAGACCAGCACCUCCUGACCCAGCCAGGCCCCAGCACACACAGGAAGGAAAGAAAAUCCCGUGGCUCCAAAAUGACAUCCCGAGAACCAAAGACAAGCCUCCAAAAUGCCUACCCAUCUGCCAAGAGGCUGCAGCCGAAGAGGGAGGGGGACGGGGAAGAGGAGGAGUACUGCACCCCAGGAGCCUUUGAGCUGGAGCGUCUCUUCUGGAAGGGCAGUCCUCAGUACACCCACGUCAACGAGGUCUGGCCCCAGCUCUACAUCGGUGAUGAGGCGACAGCUCUGGACCGCUAUGGGCUGCAGAAGGCCGGCUUCACGCACGUGCUGAAUGCGGCUCACGGUCGCUGGAACGUGGACACUGGACCCGACUACUACCGCGACAUGGCCAUCGAAUACCACGGCGUGGAGGCCGACGACCUGCCCACAUUCGACCUCAGUGUCUUCUUCUACCCAGCGGCCGCUUUCAUCAACACGGCGCUCAGCCUUGACCACAGUAAGAUCCUGGUUCACUGUGUCAUGGGCCGCAGCCGGUCAGCAACUCUGGUCCUGGCCUACCUGAUGAUUCACAAGAACAUGACCCUGGUGGACGCCAUCCAGCAAGUGGCCAAGAACCGCUGUGUCCUACCCAACCGGGGCUUUCUGAAGCAGCUUCGGGACCUGGACAAGCAACUGGUGGAGCAGAGGCGACAGGCCCAGUUCAGUGACAACAGUGACAAGGCUGGUGAGAAGGACCCAUAA